AGUUCUAAAAUGGCAGAAAAAUUUGAAAGUCUCAUGAACAUUCAUGGUUUUGAUCUGGGCUCUCGGUAUAUGGACUUAAAACCACUGGGCUGUGGUGGAAAUGGCUUAGUUUUUUCUGCUGUCGAUAAUGACUGUGACAAAAGAGUCGCUGUCAAGAAAAUUGUCCUUACAGAUCCCCAGAGUGUUAAACAUGCUCUACGUGAGAUCAAAAUUAUUAGAAGACUUGACCACGAUAACAUUGUCAAAGUAUUUGAAAUUCUUGGUCCUAGUGGAAGCCACUUAACAGAUGACGUGGGCUCCCUUACAGAAUUGAACUGUGUUUACAUUGUCCAGGAAUACAUGGAGACAGAUCUGGCUAAUCUGCUAGAGCAAGGCCCUUUACUGGAAGAUCAUGCCAGACUCUUCAUGUACCAGCUGCUACGUGGGCUCAAGUAUAUUCACUCUGCAAAUGUUCUGCAUAGAGAUCUCAAACCAGCUAAUCUUUUCAUUAAUACUGAAGACUUGGUGCUGAAGAUUGGUGACUUCGGUCUUGCACGAAUCAUGGAUCCUCAUUAUUCCCACAAGGGCCACCUUUCUGAAGGAUUGGUUACUAAAUGGUACAGAUCGCCCCGUCUUUUGCUUUCUCCAAACAACUACACUAAAGCCAUUGACAUGUGGGCUGCAGGUUGCAUCUUUGCUGAAAUGCUGACUGGGAAAACCCUCUUUGCAGGUGCGCAUGAACUUGAACAGAUGCAGUUGAUUCUAGAAUCAAUUCCUGUUGUACAUGAGGAGGACCGUCAGGAGCUUCUCAACGUAAUUCCAGUUUACAUUAGAAAUGAUAUGACUGAGCCACACAAACCUUUAACUCAGUUGCUUCCAGGCAUCAGUCCUGAAGCACUGGACUUCCUGGAGCAAAUUUUGACAUUUAGUCCUAUGGAUCGAUUGACAGCAGAAGAAGCUUUGUCCCAUCCUUAUAUGAGCAUUUAUUCCUUUCCAACGGAUGAGCCUAUUUCAAGUCAUCCUUUUCACAUUGAAGAUGAGGUUGAUGAUAUUCUGCUGAUGGAUGAAAGUCACAGCCAUAUUUAUAAUUGGGAAAGAUACCAUGAAAGUCAAUUUUCAGACCAUGACUGGCCUAUUCAUAAUAACUAUGAAGCAGAUGAAGUUCAGCGUGAUCCAAGGGCUCUUUCUGAUGUUACUGAUGAGGAAGAAGUGCAAGUAGAUCCUCGCAAAUAUUUGGAUGGAGAUCGUGAAAAGUAUCUGGAGGAUCCUGCCUUUGACACCCACUUCUCUACUGAGCCUUGCUGGCAGUAUUCAGAUCACCAUGAAAACAAAUAUUGUGAUCUGGAAUGUAGUCACACUUGUAAUUACAAAAUGAGGUCAUCUUCAUACCUAGAUAAUUUAGUUUGGCGAGACAGUGAAGUUAACCAUUACUAUGAGCCCAAGCUUAUUAUAGAUCUUUCAAACUGGAAGGAACAGAGCAAAGAAAAGUCUGAUAAGAAAGGAAAGUCUAAAUGUGAAAAGAAUGGGUUGGUGAAAGCUCAGAUAGCGCUUGAGGAAGCAUCACAGCAACUUGUUGAAAAAGAAAGGGAGAAGAAUCAAGGAUUUGACUUUGAUUCGUUUAUAGCAGAAACCAUUCAGCUUAGUUUACAACACGAGUCUACUGAUGUUGAUAAAUUAAAUGACUUGAAUAGCUCGGUGUCUCAAAUAGAGUUAAAAGGAUUAAUAUCAAAGUCAGUAAGCAGAGAGAAGCAGGAGAAAGGAAUGGCUAAUUUGGCACAGUUAGAAGCUCUGUACCAAACGUCUUGGGACAGCCAGUUUGUAAGUAGUGGGGAGGAGUGCUUCCUCAUAGACCAGUUCUGUUGUGAAGUAAGGAAAGAUGAGCAAGCUGAAAAAGAAAAUACUUACACCAGUUAUUUGGACAAAUUCUUUAGUAAGAAGGAAGAUGCUGAAAUGCUAGAACCUGAGCCAGUAGAAGAGGGGAAGCUUGGGGAGAAGGAAAGAGAAGAGAGCUUUCUCAGUAACAGUGGAGAACUCCUCUUCAACAAGCAGCUCGAGGCUAUAGGUAUUCCUCAGUUUCACAGCCCAGUUGGUUCACCACUGAAAUCAAUACAGGCCACGUUAACGCCUUCUGCUAUGAAAUCAUCUCCCCAGAUUCCCCACAAAACAUACAGCAGCAUUCUGAAACACCUAAACUAAAACACU
Molecule: messenger RNA, 2181 nt
Organism: Indicator indicator
Lineage: Eukaryota; Metazoa; Chordata; Aves; Piciformes; Indicatoridae
Gene: MAPK6
Product: mitogen-activated protein kinase 6
Exons: 5
Coding region: 10-2175 (721 amino acids)
Biological process (GO): protein phosphorylation; cell surface receptor signaling pathway; intracellular signal transduction
Cellular component (GO): cytoplasm; nucleus
Molecular function (GO): ATP binding; MAP kinase activity
Source: RefSeq, a predicted model, not a curated record